Molecule: messenger RNA, 1122 nt
Organism: Aureobasidium melanogenum CBS 110374
Lineage: Eukaryota; Fungi; Ascomycota; Dothideomycetes; Dothideales; Saccotheciaceae
Product: APH-domain-containing protein
Exons: 3
Coding region: 1-1122 (373 amino acids)
Source: RefSeq, a predicted model, not a curated record
AUGGCGGGCCCAAUUCGGCAACCUAUAGACAUCAAGUCGCUCGAAAGGUACCUGGAGAGACAGGUCCCGGAAAUCAAGACACCACUUGAUGUCAAGCAGUUUGGUUAUGGUCAAUCUAAUCCCACCUAUCUCUUGACGUCCUCGGACAAGCAGAAAUACGUCUUACGCAAGAAGCCUCCUGGCAAGUUGCUAUCAAAAACCGCACAUAAAGUCGAACGAGAGUAUAGAAUUCUGCAUGCUCUCGAGAAAACAGAUGUCCCUGUUCCCAAGACUUUUUGCUUGUGCGAGGACGAUGCUGUUAUCGGCACAGCUUUCUACAUCAUGGAGUUCCUGGACGGCAGGAUCAUCGAAGAUCCAUCUCUGCCGGAUGUCAGUCCCGAGCAUAGGAACGAGAUGUGGCGGGCUGCAAUAACAACCCUGGCCAAGUUCCAUCGCGUAGCUCCAGCUUCAGUAAACCUCGCAUCUUACGGAAAGGCAAAUGGCUUCUAUGAUCGUCAACUUGCGACAUUCAAUACAAUCCAGGAUGCCCAAGCCAAGGCUGUUGACGUGGAAUCGAAGGAGCCUGUGGGAAAGAUCCAACAUUUCGACGAGAUGGUUGCUUUCUUUGGCAACAAAGGCAGCCAACCUCAAGAUCGCAGCACCUUCGUCCAUGGUGACUACAAGAUUGACAAUGUGGUCUUCCACAAAACAGAGCCAAGGGUUAUAGGAAUCUUGGACUGGGAGAUGUCAACAAUAGGCCAUCCUCUGUCCGACUUGAGCAAUCUGCUCUCUCCAUUUACUCUCGCAGAUUCUCCCAUUGCCCGAUCAAUCGGAAGAGGAAGUGAAAUAUUCCUCCCUGGCAACACGCCUGGCCUCCCGACAAAGCAACAGUGUAUUGAAUGGUACAGAGAAGUAGCCGGGUGGGACCCGCGCCCCGACGUGACAUGGGGUGAAGCAUUUGGAGUUUAUCGGAACUGUAUCAUCAUGCAAGGCAUUGCAGCGAGAUAUGCCCUGCGCCAGGCAAGUAGUGCUCGGGCACAGCAGUACGCAGCACAAAUGGGGCCCUUUGCCACAGUCGGUUGGGAGCUGGUUCAGCAAUGUCAGAAGGAACGAAGCAAGCAGGGCAGCAAGGCUAAGCUGUAA